Psylliodes chrysocephalus is the source of this 6056-nucleotide messenger RNA. NCBI's taxonomy places the organism in Eukaryota, Metazoa, Arthropoda, Insecta, Coleoptera, Chrysomelidae. The record is from the annotation of a GenBank genome assembly.
CGAGGGGAACAAAGAUGGCUAUGGAUCUAUCCGCCAUUUUCUAAAGUGAGAUAGAAUAAGUUGUUUGUGAACAUUUUUGUAAUAUUUAGUCUAUUUUGACAAUUUUUUGAUUGAAAGAGAUCAAUAGUUCGGUUUUAAAUUGAUUUUAAUUGCCAAAUUUGAUUCCAAGUGUCAUAAGUGAGUGUUUGAAGACUUCAUAUUAUACGCGUCUCUCAAGAAAGACCAUUGUGUGAGAGAAGACUUCAGACAGUUUUUACUGUCUACUAAUUAUCAAUGAUGUUCGAUCCAAAUACUAUAACAACACAGCAAUCCCAGAUACAAUAUCAGCAACCGCAGCAAAAUGAUAAGGACAAAGGACAAGACCAAAAGGACACCUUCGCCCCAUUCUGUUACGCAAACGUCAACAUGAUCCACAAGAUCACGCCAAACACCACACAAACACACAACUCCACUGUUAAUAUGUCGCAGCUGACAGACGAUAAAUGUUACAUAACUCAACCGUUUAGCUAUAAUUAUACUUUGGUCAAUCAAAAUUUAUUAACUCAAAAUGCAAUAUCUAACAUCACUUUCAAGUGCGACGUAUGCGGGUUGAUGUUUGCACAUUUGUCUUUAUUGAAUCACCACAAGAAGGUGCACCAUGGCCAGAGUGAUCAAAAUCAAGGGCAACAGCAACAGAUCACUGUUCAGGUUCAGCAACCUCAGCAACAGCCAACUAUUCAAAUAGUUUCAGCAGAUCGGAUACGGUUUUCCUGUGAAGAAUGCGGCCUCACUUUCGGCACACAAAAUGACUUGAAAACGCAUAAAAUACAAUCGCAUCAACCACAAACCCAACAACAACAGCAACAACAACAGGUCAUUAAAAAUUUCCAGGUUCAAACGCAGCCACAACAGCAGCAGCAGCAACAACAACAACAACAACAACAACAACAAAAUACGUUGAAGAUCAAAAAUUGCGAAUCGUGCGGUGCUCCUCUACCGCAAGACAAUAAUAAAAAGCGAGCCGUUAUGAAAGUGAAAUGCGAGAAUUGUCUAAGCGCCGAAGCCAUACAACCUCAAAUAUUUGUAGUGGCUACCGCUCCCGAUACUUCCGUCAAAUUCGAAGAAAGUACCGGAACACAGACGCAAACUCAGGGUCUUGGAACUCAAAAUGCAAUACCUAUAGGAGUAAAAAAUAACCACCCGGUGAAACGAAGAGGUGUAGCCAGCGUAACCAAAUGUACGAAAUGUAAUGGCAGCGGUAUCAUUUUUAUUGGCGGCUCCAAAAAUCAACAAAACAGUGUUGAUAAACCUUUCCACUGUAAUAUUUGCAACGGUUCCUUCAGCAGGUAUUCUUCCUUGUGGUCUCACAAACGUCUUCACACUGGCGAGAAGAACUUCAAAUGUAAUAUUUGCGGAUUAGCGUUCGCCAAAGCGGCUUACUUGAAAAACCAUUCUAGAAUACAUACCGGUGAGAAACCAUAUAGGUGCAAUGUGUGCGGCAUGCAAUUUUCACAAUCGCCGCAUCUAAAAAACCACGAAAGAAUUCAUUCCGGCGAAAGACCGUACAUUUGUGAGGUGUGCGAUAAAUCCUUUGCGAGGCAUUCGACGUUGUGGAACCAUAGGAGAAUUCACACUGGAGAAAAACCAUAUCGAUGCGACAUUUGUGGAUCCUGCUUCAAUCAAGCCACGCAUUUAAAGAACCACGCGAAAGUACAUUCCGGAGAAAAACCUUUUAAAUGUGACAUUUGUUCUGUAGGAUUUUCCGACAGAUUCGCUCUGAAGAGGCACCGAAACAUCCACGAAAAAUACGGCAGAACGAAACCGCAAAUUUCAACGACCGGUGAAGACGCACAAGGUACCAACACGUCCUCCGACUCGAUGAACUCCUCGGCCAACAUGACGGCGGUCGUUCAAGAUGGCGACCACGAUCACGAGGAGAUCAUCGAAGCAAAAUACGAACAAAAAUACGAAUCGGUCGAAGGUAGCGACAUGGAGGAAGAAAUGACUGAUAUCUCGGAGUUACAGGUGCAAUUACAAUAAGAUGCGAACGUUUUAUCAAAAGUUGCAUAAUCAAAAAUAAUCUGUAGAUACAUUUUUUAAAGGGAUAGAACGAUGCGAUGAUGUUUACGGUAAUUUCAAAAAUAAAUUCAUGGCAUCCCAAUUUUGAUAUAGGAUUGUUUCUGAUCACCGGUGUUUUUUUUUAUUAAAAAGUAAUGUCUAUAAUGUAUUCGCUUGAAUUCUAUUGAUACUGGAUGUACCAUUAUGUUUGUUUUUUUCUAUUUAAACAGAUUAUUAUAUAUAUUACAAAUUGCAAUGAAAAGUAUAUUUUUUAAAGUUUCAAAUGUUUCGUUUUUAAAAUCGGUUAAGGUUCAGUCAUCGAUAAUCGUAUGAAACACGAAAUAUACUGUUAAAAAUUAUUUUUUUAACAACUCCCUCAUGAUAUUUCAAGAGUUGUAUUCAUUAGAUAAAUUAAAAACACGUGUGUAAUAAAUUUAAACCGGGAAACUUGAAUUUGUUAAAAACCCUUUUUUUAAAGCAACUAUCUUAAUAAAUAGUUCUCCAAACUGAAAGUUACAAAUAAAAACUAAAUAUUUUUCUUUACAUUAAUUUUAGGAACUUCCCGGAUUUUACCAGUAAAGAGACGAUUUAUAGAGAAAUUAGGGGGCAACAUAAAAGGACAUCCGGUAUUUUUUUUAGUAAUAAUGUAUAUGACACAUCUUAACAUUCACAAAAUAUAAUUUCGUUUACUGUAAAAAGUAUCUUUAGUCUUUCUAUUCCUUGUUUUGACUGUUUUAAUUUAAUGAAACGAGGUGGUGCUCUUUGAUUUUUUGUGGUUACUAUAAAUUCCAUAAUAUAUAGUGUCCGCCAAAAAGUAUGCACCAUAUUAUAUGGAAAAUGGUGAAUAAUAAGGUUAAGUAAAUUUAUGUUUUCGGACACACCCAUUUAUCACUGAAUAAUUUUGAUUUUUGAUGACUGUAUUUACCAAGCCUCAACUUUUAUUAAGCAUUUUUAUUUAAACAAAUUAAUAAUAACAAGUUUUCCAUACGAUGCUCGCAUUUUUUGGCGGGCACUGUAUUAUAUAUUAUAUUGUAUAGACGCCGCGUCGGGGCAGUUAUUCUCAAACCGGGGUUUCUCAAUAUUUUUUUAAUUCUUUGGUUAAGAAAUUUAUAGCUAAUGAUAUACGUUGUCAAAUCAAAAAAAAUAGCACUUUUUACUGAUAAUAAAAUGUUGUCCAACAUGAGCAACUUUUAAAUAGUGAAUUGUCAUAAAACCGGCUCGAAAGACCAAAUUGAGGUGUAGGGGUGCUACAUGGCUACAAAUUAUCUUGAAAUCAUUACGGAAAUCCCAAAAUCAUCACCGAAAUCAAGACCGAAAUUCGGCCAAUCAUCAAAAAAUCAAGUGAACAAAAUUGUAUUGCCGGAAUCGUAUAAAAUUAAGAGGGAUUUCGGCGAAAUUAUAUGAAACCAUGGGUAAUUUCGCCAAAAAUGCAUAUAAUAAUUUAUGUACAUACGAAUUUUUGGUGAUAUCUGAAAUACGGGUACCUUUUGACCUUAGUGGUUUAUCCCUUGGUAAAAACAUUAUUUUUAAAACCAAAGAGGGCUAUUAUAGGUCCACCAACCGAAUUUGACUGAGUGUCUCUACAACCAUGCCAAAUGUCACUAUCAUCUGUCAUACUGUCGUAAAAAAAUAUCUCACGAAUAUUUUUGUAUGAGGAUCAGUCAAAUAUAAACAGGAAUUUUUUAAAUUAAUUUAUUAAUGCAAAACAAAAAAGAAACAUUUUUUAAAUUUUUCUACAUGUUCUCCCUUAAAGAUCUACACAUUUUUGCCAACGCCUAGGAAGCUUUGUGUUUCCUUCCCCAUAAGUUUGGGGCUGUGUUACAACCCAGUUGCUGACAUCUUUGUCAUUUUCGAAAAGCGUUCACCCAUUGUUUCUUUCAGUGGCCCAAACAAAUGAUAGUUGCAGGGCAACAAAUGUGGGCCAUAGGAGGGAUGUUCCAAGAUUUCUUAGAGGAAUUCAGCAAAUUUUUGUGUAGUCAAAAGGCCUGUGUGAGAACAAGCCUUUUCGUGAAGCAAAUCACAUGUCAAAUUGAGUCUGUAUGGGGCUUUCUAAUAGAACCACUUGAUUACAAAAUUAUGCUCAAUUUGGUUAAUAAUAAGCCUACACAGAACACGAGGCGAAAUAAUCCUGGUAGUUGAAGCCGAUGACACAUACAAAAAAAAAAAUAGUCAAAGAAAUGGCUCAUAGAACGUUUUUCAUAGCCAAACACUACAGUAUAUACUUAUACCUGGUCCCUUAAAGGUGACUGCCCGCGUUGUAUGAUCGGUCUCACCGACACCAUAAGAGCCGGGUACGGAUACAAAUCUGUUGUGUCUUCGUGACAUAGACAAGGCCUUACUACAUUUGUCACCUGAAGAUAAAAAAGCACAGUCUAUAGAGAAUUUCUUUAAUAUUGACCAUUAUAAACUACGAGGAUGGUAUAAAUAAUUUCCAGUCUAAGAGUGAAUGAAACAAAAUAUGGAUUUUAUUUUUCAAUAUAAUCUUGUCGCUCAGUACACUUGGCCUAACGAAAUUCGAGGCCUUUUAUGCCGCUCCUAUACUUCGAUUCGUCCAGCUUUCCAAAAUUAGCGUAUAUGCUGGCAAUAAUUUUCAAAUCGGACGCUUAUUGUUUUAUGUUCGGAGUCAUUGUUACGUGUCUUAUUUCAACAAUAUCGUUCAAGAAGUGUGCAUGGUCAUCAAUUUCGUUUGUAAAUCCUGCUAAAUCAGAAAAUUCGAUGUCUUCUUUCAAAUCUUUCACUACUAAUGUGUUAAUUAAUAUCAAAAUAUGUGAGAUAGAACGUUGAACUGAUUUAGAAUUAAAAAUUCUUGUAAAAUCCUAGAAGUUGAACAAUUUUUAAUCAGUUCGGAUCACAAUUCAUUCGUUGUUGGAACGUUGCACUGUAAAUUUUGAAUUUUUUAACACGUUAAAGACCGCAUGCCCACCGGUGGGUUACUCCGCAACAACAUCACUGGCCCGCGUGCUAACGAGUGGGCACACGAAAUGUUUUACUUACCUGGGGACCGCUUGUACACCUGUGGGCAUGAUUUAAAUUUAAUUUAUGUACAAUAGUUCAUUCGCUGGUCCCUCGAAGAGAUACUGCAUAUAGCGGACUUAGUUAAUUUGACAUAGCCUCAUUUUAAAAAGAUUUUUUUUUAAUCAAACAAAAUUAACGAGUUUUUAAGAUUUUCAAGGUAAAAUAAAAAAUCAUUUAGAACACAACUUUUAAUAUAUAUUAUAUUCAAUAUUUGUGUUACAACUUAUUUAGUUUCGUCAAAGCUAGAAUGUGCAAGACAAACUGACUCACCGGUGGGCAUGCGGUUUACGAAAGUAAAUUUACACGUUGGGACCGGGUGAUCACGCGUGGGCACUUUAAUUGAAAUAAAUCUAGGGGUUAAAUAAUGUCUACCUCAAAUUAUUGUACACUAAAAACAUAUUUAAAAAAAUAGUAUACGUAAUUAACAAUAAAAAAAAUACCGGUCCAUAUUUGAGAAAUAAGAUUUUUCAAUGCGGUCUUCAAAGUGUUAAAUAGACUUAGUAAAGUUCUGUACUUUCGUUGGAACAUUCACAUUUUAUAUCCCGCGUUUUUGAGACUAACUGCCACUGAAAAUGAUAUCUGCAUGGUUUAUUUUUGUGUUAAAGACUCAAUAUUUCCAAUCAUUUUACAUUCGGAAUUUUCGUAUUGAUUUAAUAUAAAUAUAAACCACGCGACAAAAUAGUUUUAUAUUUUGUAUUGUUCUUUCGUAUAUGUCUACUUUUUUACCCAAAUUAACUACUGACUUAAUGCUUUAAGUAACCAUUUUAUUUAUUUGUAUUUAUUUCGGGUUUCGAUAUGUCUUCAAAAAUGCUGUACAUAUUUUUUUCUUAUUUAUUGAUAGGAAUAAUGUUACUUGUAGAGUUAGUUCAUAGAUAGCAAUAUAUUUUUGUUUUUAUUUUUUGAAUGAAUCUUGUUUUGCUUUAUUAAAGGAAAGAGUAUUUUUGUAAAUAAAUUACGACCAGCCAUACUAGUUUAAUAAAUGUAUGACUAUUCCAGUCUAUUCC